AUGAAAUUAUUGUUAUUGUGUUUCAUUUGUCUCGAUUUGUUGAGGAACUUAUACGUUUUGGCUUAUCCCCAGCGAGUUUGGCCAGAUCGUUACAGUGCUAGGAAAAGGAUUCUACACAAUUUGUUGCCAUUUCCACCAAAUUGUGGAGCAGAUUCUACCAGCGAUAAGAUUUACAAUGGCAAUGAUACGGCCAUUGAUGAAUUUAGCUGGAUGGUUAUAUUAGUUUAUGUGGAUCCUAGAGGUAAUCGACACUUUGACUGUGGCGGAAGUUUGAUUAACAAUCUAUAUGUUCUAACCGCUGCCCAUUGCGUUAUUGAGACUGAAGAACGUCGGCUAGUUAAUGUUCGCGUGGGUGAAUAUGACAUGAGUAAGCCUAUUGAUUGCGUCAGAGGAGUGUGCAAUCCAGCAAUUGUUGAGGUGCAGGUCAAAGAGUCAAUUUUGCAUCCACAAUAUGAUGAUGACAAUGAGAAUCUUCAUCAUGACAUUGCCUUGUUGCGUCUAAAUCAAUCAAUUGAACUGAAUCAGUACGUCCAACCAGUUUGUUUGCCCAUCACUAAAGCUAGUCCACCGAUUUUGCCGGGAGAAUUCCUUGUGGUCUCCGGCUGGGGUUGCACUCUACAAAACCAACCAAGUAACAUCAAACAGCGUCUAUCCGUUGGCGCCAACGAUCAUCAGACUUGUGUCGAAAGAUUCGCCAGUGCAGGAAACACACUGAUCCCAUCACAGAUAUGUGCUGGCGGGGAAUUCUUACACGACAGUUGCAAGGGUGAUUCGGGUGGACCCCUAAUGCGGCAGGGCUAUCAGGGAGUCUGGUAUCAGGAGGGUGUUGUCUCAUUUGGCAAGGGUUGCGGUCUCAGGGGAUGGCCUGGUAUCUACACACGCGUGGCACACUACACAAAUUGGAUACAAGACACAAUUAGGCCAUAGUAAGAAGAAGCCAAAGUAAAAGUCCUAGAUCUACUUACAUUUUUAUCUAUACUAAUUAAAGAAUACAAAGGAUAAUAGUCAGUUUAAGCACUAUUAAUUCACAUCACAAAUAAAUCUAUGAGUUUUCGCAUCAAAGUAUGUU
Drosophila willistoni is the source of this 1069-nucleotide messenger RNA. Its product is annotated as serine protease 7. Bases 1 to 927 code for a protein of 308 amino acids. Gene Ontology annotation, molecular function: serine-type endopeptidase activity. NCBI's taxonomy places the organism in Eukaryota, Metazoa, Arthropoda, Insecta, Diptera, Drosophilidae. The record is from RefSeq and is a predicted model, not a curated record. The transcript has 5 exons. Gene Ontology annotation, biological process: proteolysis.